AAGAAUAAUGAAUUACGUAGAAGAAACGGUUGAAAAGUAUGAUGAUAGGGAAUUUAAAGGUCAUUUCCGAUUGUCUAGAAAAACUACCACGGAUUUAAUCGAUUUGUUUAACCAAUCCGAUUUCAAUCCGAAAUAUUCAUCUGGUCGACCAAAUGUUUCUGUCAAGAAAACGGUACUGUUGUCCCUUUGGUACUUGGGAAACAGAAAUUCGUUCAGGGAAGUAUCGGAUAGAUUUGGGGUGACCAUUGGAACUGCACAUGGCUGUCUGACUCGGUUCCUGAACUUUCUCAUGCGCAUCAAAGGUGAGCACAUUGUUUGGCCGAAGGAACAACAACGACUUGAAAUUUCGAGAAUGUUCACCAGAAAUAAUGGAUUUCCUGGUGCUAUUGGAGCCAUUGAUGGAAGCCACAUUGAAAUCCCAAAGCCCGAUAAAAAUCAAGACUCCUAUAUUAACAGAAAAGGUUACCAUAGUCUCUUAUUGUCAGGAGUAGUUGAUCACAAUAAAAAAUUUAUAGACGUUUUCUGUGGAGAACCAGGAUCGUUGCAUGAUGCUCGAUUGUUAAGAAGGUCGGCACUCUAUGCAACGAUCAGUGACAAUCCAGAUUUCAUUGGAGAAUAUUACAUAUUAGGGGAUUCUGCAUACCCUAAUUCGGAUUGGAUAGUAACACCAUACCCGGAUACAGGAUUUCUCAGUGAAAACCAAAAGAUUUUCAAUCAACGACUUUCAUCAAAGAGGGUUGUUGUUGAAAAUGCUUUUGGAUUGCUGAAAGGACGAUUUCGCAGACUUAAAGGACUUGAAAAUUUAACGUUAGAUCUCUGUUCCCAGUUAAUAUUAGGAUGCUGUUUUCUUCACAAUGUAUGUUUGGAUGAGAAACUGAAUUCCUUAGACGAUAUCGAGGAACACGAUGGAAAUCGGCCGCCAAGUACCUCAUUCAGCGGUACUCUUAGGGUUCAACAAAGAUGUACUCGUCAAGAAGAAAUUUUCCGAAGAAUGUUCGCUUCUUGAAGAGUUAUAAAAUAAUACAAAAAUAACAUAUCGUAAUAAAGUUAAUAGAAAAAUAAAUUUUUAUUCAAUAAACUUUAUAUGUAUUUACAAAAGACAACAAUAAUAUAAUAUGAAAAAUAUCACACAUUUCAGACUUAGGUAUUAUA
This is a messenger RNA of Coccinella septempunctata (seven-spotted ladybird), 1152 nucleotides long. Its product is annotated as protein ALP1-like. The transcript has 2 exons. Lineage: Eukaryota; Metazoa; Arthropoda; Insecta; Coleoptera; Coccinellidae. The record is from RefSeq and is a predicted model, not a curated record. The coding region runs from base 8 to 1006 and encodes 332 amino acids.